AUGGUCGUGUCGACCAUCAAGAAACACCCGGUGGCGAGAAAAAAGUGGUCGACUUUCGCACCAAUGGCAUAUCGCGAGAAAGGUGCGGCGCAAGAAGAGCUCCACUCACUGCGCGGAAAAUUGGACGAUCACAAAGGGAAGCGCGUGGCCGGCCAGGGGGCGCGGGACGGGAUUUUUUGCGGCGGUGCAUCGCCCGGCGACAGAGCGCCGGGGUCCGUUACGCGGCUCUCACAAGCCACGGUUAUAGCGGGCCAGCAAAAGGCCCACUGGAGACUGCCCGGGCACCGUCCCAAAGUCCGCUGUGACGCGUGCGAUAACGCGGGCCACGCCACGGCCUCCCGGCAUAAAGUCCACCUGAUUCCCAAUGCAAAACGCAGCGCCCGCACACCUAUC
Iphiclides podalirius (scarce swallowtail) is the source of this 393-nucleotide messenger RNA. NCBI's taxonomy places the organism in Eukaryota, Metazoa, Arthropoda, Insecta, Lepidoptera, Papilionidae. The record is from the annotation of a GenBank genome assembly.